Molecule: messenger RNA, 2085 nt
Organism: Stegodyphus dumicola
Lineage: Eukaryota; Metazoa; Arthropoda; Arachnida; Araneae; Eresidae
Product: vitamin D 25-hydroxylase-like
Biological process (GO): xenobiotic metabolic process
Cellular component (GO): intracellular membrane-bounded organelle; cytoplasm
Molecular function (GO): oxidoreductase activity, acting on paired donors, with incorporation or reduction of molecular oxygen, reduced flavin or flavoprotein as one donor, and incorporation of one atom of oxygen; heme binding; iron ion binding
Source: RefSeq, a predicted model, not a curated record
UGAUGGAGUACCUAAAGGGAUUCAACGCCAUCGCCCCAAUCCUUUUAGGAAUUUUUUUGCUAGCUUUUGUCACCUUGCAUUGGUGGUACGGCAAAAGAAGGUACAAACUUCCACCUGGCCCCAUCGGUCUGCCUUUUCUUGGAUAUUUACCAUUCAUUGAAAAAAGAUCUUUCAUCACAUUUACAAAAUUAAGUAAGAAGUAUGGAAAAAUAUACAGUUUGUAUCUUGGGAGAGCUUUGGUCGUUGUACUCAAUGAUCAUAAACUUAUAAAAGAGGCUUUCAACCAGCAAGCACUUUUAGAUCGCCCGCCACACUAUUUUGAUUUUCAUCCUGGGGGCUUAGGUUUUGUAGGCGCAAACGGAGAAGAAUGGGUAGAGCAAAGACGAUUCAGUAUGAAGGCUUUGAGGGAAGUUGGACUAGCAAAGAGCGAGUGGGAACAUUCAUUAAUGAUAGACGUGGAGGAACUCAGAGACUGGCUCAAAACUCAAGAAGGAAAACCUGUAAAUAUCUAUAGAUUCCUUUCUGCAAGUGUCUCCAACACUAUAACAACUUUGGUCUUUGGAAAACGUCUUCCAGUUGGUGAUCCAUUGAGAAUUCUAGUGGAUAGCGCUGUGGAAUCCGUUUCACGAAUAUAUCGACAGUCUGGAAUUGUCACUUUCUUCCCAACACUAUUAUAUUUAAUUGCUAAGCUUGGCUUCACACUACAUGGCAAAGAAAGAAAAAUAAUGGUUCGCUUUUACAAUUUCUUGAAGAGCGAAAUGGAGGCUCGUAAGAAAGUGUUGGCGAACGACAGCUGCGAAGCGAUGUUUCUUGAUGGUUAUUUAAAGGAAAUGGAAAGACAUAAACAGAAGAAUAUCAAAAGCACGUUUAGCGAGAAAUUUCUAGUGGGCAAUGCUCAAGCCAUGGUUAUUGGAGGUAGUGAAAGCACAAGGACAGCUAUUUUGUGGUUACUGUUGACCAUGGUCGCAUUUCCUGAAGUGCAGAAAAAAGUACAAGAAGAAAUAGACUCGGUGUUAGGAAAAGAUGGAAAAGUGUCAUGGAUAGAACGUGCAAAGUUGCCUUACGUCAAUGCGACUAUAAUGGAAGGCCAAAGAUGGAGGACUGCGGUGUCUUUAAAGCAUUGGGCCAGUGCUGAUGCGGUUGUAGCUGGAUAUGAUAUUCCGAAGGGAACUGAGAUCAUUGCCAAUGCAUGGGCUGUUCAUCAUGAUCCCGAAUACUGGGAAGAGCCCGAAAAGUUCAAACCAGAAAGAUUCUUAGUUGAAGAAAAUGGGAAGCUAACUACAACUAAGCCUGAAAGUUACGUUCCAUUUUCAGUCGGUAGGCGCAACUGUCCCGGAGAACUCGUUGCUCUUGUUCAACUUUUACACUAUUUUGUAGUAAUCCUGCAGAAUUUCAAUUUGCUGCCAGAAGCCGAUGACAAACCUCCGGAUCUAAUUGGAGAUGUGGGACUCACCUAUCAAAGUAAACCACAGAAUCUACGUUUCGUGCCGAGAGAUUAAACAAUCAGAAAGAUGACGGCAUCAUUUCCAUUGAACUGGUUUUCGAAAACAAUGCUUUGAAAUCGAAGCUCUGAUGAAUCAAUUUCAAUUAACUAUCUAAGCAUAUACAUAUCUUUCAUUUUUCUCUGAAUCGUAUAAUCCAACUAUAAAAUUGUCUAAUAAAACAUAUAGUUGUAAAAUGUCAAAUUAAAUUUCGAUUAAAAACUUUUAAGUGAAAAAGUAAACUAUUUUUCUUAAAAAAAGGAUAAAAGGAUAACUAUUAAAAACGUCCUCAGUUUUUACUUGGUUAAUAUAAUAAUAAUUGGUUAAUGGUUAAUUAAUAGAAUAUUAACUAGGAUUAAGAGUUAUUUAAGAGGUAUUUAAUGUUAAUACGUAAAAACUAAUAGUUUUAAAUAUUUUGCUAUUGUUAUUUGCUAUAAUUGUAGAACAUUUUACGGAAUCAUUGAAGAAAUUCACUGAGAGAAUAUCAUUAAAUGUUUGUUUUAAUAAAUAUGUUUAUAAAUACAUUUAAAUUUUUAUUACACUACAAACAUAGAAAGAAAUAGUUUACAUAGAAAGAGAGAGAGUUUUAUAAUAAAUCUGUUUA